GGUACUUGUAUCCAUGGAUGUAAGCAAGCUGGAGCUUCCGCCGGGGUAGUUUCCCCCACAUCAGGUCAUGUUGUGUUUCUUAAUGUUGGAGUCGUGAUUUCUUGCAACUUCUCCUUUCUACAUAUCCCAUUCUCAUUGUUUUUUCCCUUCUUUUUCUCUGUCUCUUUUUCACCAUUGAAAGCACCGUCCUUCAUAAUUGCGACGGCGUUUGGACGAUUCUAUACCAAUACUUGGAAUUCGGUACUUCACAUAUAUUGAACACGUGUCAUAGGACUCUUUGAGUAGCUUCAUCAUCUGCUGUUCUAUCAAGAUCCCUCGGCUACUCGUUACCUAUAAUAGGAAUGAGCAAUAUGGCGAUCAACUUAAGAGCAACGACGAGGGCUCUUGGUGCCCUUAAGCCACGUGCGACCCAGGCAGUGUUCCACCAUACGGCCAGGUCGUAUUCGACAUCGCCCGAGCCAGACUUGAAGGAGACUCUCAAGGAAAUUAUUCCUGCGAAGAGGGAGCUACUAAAAAAGGUCAAGGCACAUGGUUCGAAGGUCAUUGGCGAAGUCAAGGUAGAAAACACUAUCGGUGGCAUGAGAGGAUUAAAGGCUAUGGUCUGGGAAGGUUCGGUGCUGGACGCGAACGAAGGGAUUCGAUUCCACGGCCGAACAAUAAAAGACUGCCAAAAGGAGCUUCCCAAAGGCAGAUCAGGAACAGAGAUGCUCCCAGAAGCCAUGUUCUGGCUCCUUUUAACCGGAAAAGUGCCUUCUGUCAACCAAGUCCGCCAAUUAUCACGCGAGCUUGCGGAGCAGGCUCGGCUUCCUGACUUUGUAAACAAGAUGCUAGACGGGUUUCCAGAAGACCUGCACCCCAUGACCCAAUUCUCCAUCGCCGUCAGCGCUUUGAAUUACACAUCGAAAUUCGCAAGGGCGUACGAAGUUGGCCUAAAUAAAGCCGAUUAUUGGGAGCCCACUUUUGAUGAUGUUAUCAGCCUGCUUGCCAAGCUACCAACCAUCGCAGCCAAGAUAUAUCAGAACUCCUAUCGUAACGGCGGCGCAUUGCCUGGCGACGUUGACCCCGACCAAGAUUGGUCCUACAAUUUCGCAUCCAUGUUAGGGAAGGGCGGCAAAGAAAAUGAAGACUUUCAAGACUUAUUAAGAUUAUAUCUCGCACUACACGGAGAUCAUGAAGGCGGAAAUGUCUCAGCUCACACCACUCACCUAGUCGGGAGUGCUCUCAGCGACCCGUUCUUAAGCUAUAGCGCUGGUCUCCAAGGUCUAGCCGGUCCCCUUCACGGGCUUGCUGCGCAGGAAGUCCUGCGCUGGAUAAUACAAAUGAAGAAAGAAAUUCCGGAGGAUUACUCCGAGAAAGACGUCCAUGACUAUCUAUGGUCAACGCUCAAUAGCGGCCGAGUAGUUCCCGGCUAUGGACAUGCUGUCCUUCGCAAGCCCGAUCCCCGCUUCGAAGCCUUGAUGGAUUAUGCCGCCGCUCGCCCUGCAAUUGCCAACGACCCUGUAUUCAAGCUUGUCCUAUUGAACAGCCAAAUUGCCCCAGACGUUCUAAUCAAACAUGGGAAGACGAAAAACCCUUACCCCAACGUCGAUUCAAGCAGUGGCGUCUUAUUCCACCACUACGGGUUUCACGAGACUCUUUAUUACACUGCGACUUUUGGCGUUAGCCGAGGACUGGGUCCUCUGGCUCAGCUUAUCUGGGACCGCGCUCUCGGUUUGCCCAUCGAACGACCCAAGAGUAUAAAUUUGGAAGGAAUAUUGAAGCAGGUGGAAGGCUGAACGGAGAUAUGUUGAGCAUUACACUUCUCAGAGUCUCUUUCGUUUCCAAUAACGAGCCCUAGGUUAUAGAUUUCUGAUCUCACUAACGGAAGCAUUGAAAUUAUGGAUACCCUGCGAUCUUUCUUCUGUAGUACAUCUCCAAAUUUCACCCGCGAGGAAGUCGGAAUUGGCAUACCCUAAUUCGCGAGACGACCGAGCGAGGUUGAUGAUAGGAUUAGAAAAGUACUAGGUACCUAGGUAUCUAAUCAAUUUGACACUCAAGCCAUGUUUUUUCAAACCUA
This is a messenger RNA of Annulohypoxylon maeteangense, 2056 nucleotides long. RefSeq names its product citrate synthase. Lineage: Eukaryota; Fungi; Ascomycota; Sordariomycetes; Xylariales; Hypoxylaceae. The transcript is spliced from 4 exons. The record is from RefSeq and is a predicted model, not a curated record. Gene Ontology annotation, cellular component: mitochondrial matrix. Bases 342 to 1775 code for a protein of 477 amino acids. Gene Ontology annotation, biological process: carbohydrate metabolic process; citrate metabolic process; tricarboxylic acid cycle. Gene Ontology annotation, molecular function: 2-methylcitrate synthase activity.